UGCCGCCUUUCCUAUAGGAUCGUUUCUCAAAAACUUUUGUAAUCAGUACAAUUUUACUUAUUUUUGCGGUAGUUACGAGAAUUAUGUAAUCGCAAUUGAUGUAAUCAGAAUUUUAAUUGAUAGAUUGAAAAGUUUAUGUCAAUACCGUCAAGUUUGGGCGGGAAGCAGGCCUCUGUCCAGACCCUCGGGAACAUCGCCACGCUGCGCAGGUCGGUGAUAAAAGUGAUGAAGAUCAAAUUACCCCAGCAGCAAAUGUUCGCAGCGCGAGACCGCUUUCCGUCCACGUCGUCCACAGACGAAAAUGAGAGCGGCACAGAUUGGGACACGGAGGCCGCAGCCCGCGCCAGCAUGCUCCACAUGCGACAUCCUCCGCCACCACAGGGCAUCGUCGUGGGGUCCGUGCGUAAGCGACGCGGCAACUUGCCCAAGCACUCUGUUAAAAUCCUCAAGCGUUGGCUUUACGAUCAUCGGUACAAUGCUUACCCAAGCGACGCCGAGAAACUCGCUCUCAGUCAAGAAGCCAACUUGACUGUUUUACAGGUAUGCAACUGGUUCAUAAACGCGCGCCGGCGCAUCUUACCAGAGAUGAUUCGGCGCGAGGGUCAUGACCCUUUGCACUACACCAUAUCUCGUCGAGGGCGCAAGCAGCCGGGCGUCAUACCUGGUGUCGGUCAAAUGGUCGGCAUACCGGGAACAUCUACUUCAGGAAUUGCUCUCGCUUCUACAGCUAACGUCACUGUUGGAGGCUGGGAUAGCGUUGAAGUUGAGCCGGGUGCCAUUCCCCGCAUCGGACAGAUGGUGGGCAUUCUUGGAGCCUCCACUUCGGGGAUACCUUUCACUUCCGCAGCGAAUGUCACUAUUGGUGGAUGGGAUAACGGCGAGAUUGAGGUUAAAGCAAAUAACAGUAAUUUUUAA
This is a messenger RNA of Hyposmocoma kahamanoa, 915 nucleotides long. RefSeq lists its product as uncharacterized. Gene Ontology annotation, molecular function: RNA polymerase II cis-regulatory region sequence-specific DNA binding; DNA-binding transcription factor activity, RNA polymerase II-specific. Gene Ontology annotation, biological process: regulation of transcription by RNA polymerase II. The record is from RefSeq and is a predicted model, not a curated record. NCBI's taxonomy places the organism in Eukaryota, Metazoa, Arthropoda, Insecta, Lepidoptera, Cosmopterigidae. The transcript has 5 exons. Bases 136 to 915 code for a protein of 259 amino acids.